UUGCCUUUUUCGUCCGAAAGAGCGAGAUAGUCCUGUUCCGCGACAUGAAGUUCAAUCCGGCUGUUUGCCUGCUACUCGCGCUCUUCUGCGCCUGCCUUGACGCCAUUGCUGCCGAGGCUCUCAAAAGCAACGCUCCCGAGUGCCCCCGAGGGAUUCCAGCUUCAGUGUGCAAAAGGAGAAUACGACUCUUUCCGUUCCCGAGAAUCGGCCGUCGACAGGAUCCCGAUUUCGAGAGGGUCGCCAGGAGUUUUGGGCUGAUCAAGCAGCCGAGAAUCGGCAGGUCCGAUCCAACCAUGUCCGGCUCGAGCAAGUGGAUACACGAGGAUGGCUGGCUGGACGACGCGAGCAACGAUUCCGCCAACUCGGCGGCUUACCGUCGUCGAGCGGCAGAGGAGGAAAAGGAGGAGGGCCUGAACAACCUCUCCGCCCAGCGAAGGGACUCCAACGCACCCUGGGCAUUCUUCGUCAUCACGCCUAAUUUUCAAAGCUUGGACCAACAACAGACGGUCGAUGGGUUGAUGUCCCAGCUCGAGCAUGGAAACGAUUACGGGAUGGACGAGUGAUGAGCAGAGAGACGUCGCUUGGCCUUUCGAUUUUUUUUUUUUUUUCUUUCUUUCUAUUAGGCUUCAGAUUGAUGUGUUGUGCUGUAUUAUUGUAACUAUCAUGUAUAAAUAAAGAGGUUGAAAUAAUAA
Messenger RNA from Copidosoma floridanum, 692 nucleotides. RefSeq lists its product as uncharacterized. The record is from RefSeq and is a predicted model, not a curated record. NCBI's taxonomy places the organism in Eukaryota, Metazoa, Arthropoda, Insecta, Hymenoptera, Encyrtidae.